AUGUCUAAACUCGAGGACGCGAAGGAAGUUGAAGGGAGCCAUCCUUUCGUGUACGUCUUCGGGCAGGAGCUGCGCCGUCCCUUCCAAUGUGCGCCUCCACCGCCGGCUCCUCGAGAAAGGCACAAAAGCGGCAGAGACAAGGGAACAGACAACCGGGCGCCACGAGGGCCACGACAAAGAUGCCUGGAGUCUGUCCUCAGGCUUGCGGAGUACAACCAGCAUGAUAUGGUUCAGCACUGGAAGAAUCAGUCUUCCGGCCACAAGAAGAAAGCUAUAUGUCGCCAAGGGGUUCCUGAUGGAAUUGCCAUGGAGUCUUUUCACUUGAAUUUCAGACGAUGGCUCAGGGAGCGGCAGCUCCAGAAAACUCUGCAGAGAGAUGCGAGAUGGGAUCCACCUGCCUCCGAGGGCGACCCGUCCUAUCCUUUCAUGUACUACCGCUACGUUCCGCCCUGCACGGAGGAGAACGCACACACAGAGCCCGAAGAGGGGUGGAGUCGAGCUUUUCAUGGGACUUGGUUUUACGCAUUGCGCAGCAUCCUACGUAGCGGAGUACUUCUGGAAUCCAGCAGCAAGGAAAGGGGCCAUGGAUUUUCGAUUCCAGGCGUGUACUUGGCCCCGAGCCUGAGUGGAUCGAUUUGGUUUGCCAGACCCCACCAAGUGUUUGACGGUGAUAAAAUGUUCCAUCGUGUGAUGCUUGAGGUUCGCUAUGACCCAUCGAAAGUGAUGCCACUCCGUGGCAAAGUCGCAAGCAGAGCAGUGGUGGUCAGCAGCGAUGCCGUGGCGAUCACCGGCAUCAUCGUCCAGCCCAACUCGCCACCGUAUUCCGGAGAGGAGCGGUGCGAAAACUGGGAUCCUUCACUCGAAGUGAUCCCCAGGCCUUUCGCCCGUCGCAGACAUAAACGUAAAAGGCGCCGAUCGAAGCGCGAGCGUCACGCAAGGGUUGUGAAAUCUGAGGAGUGUGGCCCUGACUCUCAUGACUGUCAAGCUGCGCGGCGCGAUCGUCGGUCUCUGUCAUCUUUGCGUGCUGAAUUCGAAAACCAGGUAGGAAAUGAUCCUGAUGAGUUGGGACGCCGACCGCUCCGGCGAAGAAGGAAUGCCUGA
Symbiodinium sp. CCMP2456 is the source of this 1101-nucleotide messenger RNA. NCBI's taxonomy places the organism in Eukaryota, Dinophyceae, Suessiales, Symbiodiniaceae. The record is from the annotation of a GenBank genome assembly.